This is a messenger RNA of Alternaria atra, 2775 nucleotides long. RefSeq lists its product as uncharacterized. The transcript has 7 exons. Gene Ontology annotation, molecular function: catalytic activity. NCBI's taxonomy places the organism in Eukaryota, Fungi, Ascomycota, Dothideomycetes, Pleosporales, Pleosporaceae. The coding region runs from base 1 to 2775 and encodes 924 amino acids. The record is from RefSeq and is a predicted model, not a curated record.
AUGCAAGACUUCAAGGAACGCAAGCUCGUCACCGACCCCCAGAAGGCAUUUCACUUCACAGAUCUCCAAAGACUAAAGCCAACGCGUGCGAAUGAUCCAUACGAUUAUCAAGCAGGAUGGGGAAAUCGACACCAGUCGGAGGUCAUUCCAGGCACUUUGCCCGUUGCCCAGAACAACCCUCAAGAAGUCCGAUUCGGACUUUACACUGAAGGCAUCACAUAUUCCGCAUUCGCAGCUCCACGUGCCCACAACUUCAGUACUUAUAUGUACCGAUGCAGACCAGCAGCAGCUCAUAAGGGCUACAUUCCGAUUGAGACAAAGUCAAACAUCACAAACUGCUUCUUGUCCAUCAAUCCCAAAGUCGAGACACUUCCUGAGCAGGCAGAGUGGCAUCCGUUCCCAUUGCCGAAAGAAGAUGAGAAGAUUGACUUCGCCGAUGGUCUACACACACUCUGCGGCAGUGGGGACCCAAACAUCAAGGAAGGUCUUGCGUUGUACGUAUACAUGAUCAACUCUAGUAUGGAACGACGAGCAUUCUGCAAUACCGACGGCGACUUCCUCAUCUGCGCGCAGCAAGGCAAUCUUGACAUAAAGACUGAGAUGGGAAAGAUCUUCUUGCAGCCUGGUGAGAUCUGUGUCAUACAGCGCGGCAUUAGGUUUUGUCUGAACUUGGCCCCGGAUACACCGGUAGCGCGUGGCUAUAUCACAGAAGUUUGGGGCUCUAUGUGGGAGCUUCCAGAUCUUGGCCCACUAGGCGGCCAUGGUCUUGCCAAUCCUCGCGAUUUCCUCUACCCUGUAGCUGCUAUCGAUGAUGAUUUGCAUGUAGACUGGCAGAUCGUCAACAAGACCAACGGUCAACUCGUGGCGAUCCAACAAGACCACAGCCCUUUCGAUCUUGUCGCAUGGCACGGCAACGUUGUUCCGUACAAGUACGAUCUCACAAAGUUCUCGUCACAGAACAGCACAUCCAUCGACCACACUGAUCCAUCGAUCUUCACAGUCCUCACAGCCAAGUCUCGUGAUCCUUUAACACCACUGGCAGACUUCCUCUGGUUUGGCCCAAGGUGGGACGUUGCGACCAACACUUUCCGACUGCCUUACUUCCACCGCAAUUCGGCAUCGGAAUUCCUCGCCUGUCUAUACGGACAAGGUCUUGGACGAAGCGACGAUUUCCGACCCGGUGGAGGAAGUUUCGAGGGCGGCCACACACCUCACGGUGGAUUCCACGAAGGAUACCAGCAUGGCAUGCGAAUACACGAGAGUCAACCGGAGAAGAUACUCACUGACCAAUUAACCAUCAUGGUCGAAUCAAGUCGUCUUUUCCUCUUUACUGAGUACGCUCGUAAAGGCUGUGGAACGAUCGAGACCCGGGGUACCGACUACAAGGUCUGGGAUGCCCUUCCGGAUCGCUUUUCUACCAACAAGAGAGCCCAGGAGUUGCUUGCACGGAUCAAGGACGACAAGAUCGCUGAGAAAAAGAGACUGGCACCAUAUUAUUUUGGCGGUUUUUCGCACGGCGCAAAUACCAGCAACACAGAUGGCGUUCAUGCUGACGAGUUGAAGCAAUAUCUCAGCUCCGACUCAAAGGCCAACGGAACGAACGGCCCAUACUGUACUCAGAUACUUGGAGAUCUUGGGGCAGAUGUCAUUAAGAUCGAGCACCCUACACGAGGCGACGAUACACGGUCCUGGGGCCCACCAGAUGCACCAUAUAUCGAUGGCGUCGAGCGUCAGUUCCCUGGCGAAAGCGCGUACUACCUUUCCGUAAAUCGCAACAAGAAAUCGGUAGGAUUAGCUUUCAAUAAUCCCACCGGAAUCUCCAUCCUGCAUAGACUCGCCCAGGAAUGCGACGUACUUGUCGAAAACUACCUACCCGGAUCGCUUGCAAAGUACCAGCUCGAUUACGCGACGCUUGCGAAGCUCAACCCUUCCCUUAUAUAUGCAUCUGUUACCGGCUAUGGACAAACAGGACCAUACCGCGACCGCGCGGGCUACGACGUGAUGGUUGAGGCGGAGAUGGGCUUGAUGCACAUCACUGGCGAGCGGGACGGGCCUCCAGUCAAGGUUGGUGUAGCGGUUACGGAUAUUAUGACUGGCAUGUACACUGUGAUUGGCAUCCAAGCGGCAUUAUACUCGCGGAAAGAAACUGGUUUAGGCCAGUGGAUCGAUGCGAGUUUGAGCGACGUGCAGGUUUCGGGGUUGGCAAACAUUGCGAGCAGUGCGCUGGUGACGGGCAAAGGCGACAGUGGACGAUGGGGAACCGCACAUGCGACAGUAGUACCCUACCGAGCUUACAAAACGAAAGACACGAACAUCGCAGUAGGCGGCUGCAACGACCGCCUCUAUGGCAUCCUCUGCGACAAACUACAACGUCCAGAAUGGAAGACUGAUCCUCGCUUUCUUACAAACGCGCUCCGCGUCAAACACCGCACAGAAAUUGACACACUCGUCGAAGCCGAACUCAUGACCAGGACAACGCAGGAGUGGCUGGAAAUCUUCGAAGGGAGUGGGAUGCCCUAUGCGGCUGUAAAUGAUAUCAAGGGCACGAUUGAGCACGAACAUGUUCUAGCGCGUAAUAUGAUUGAAGAGGUCGAUCAUCCAGCAGUGGGCAAGGUGAAGCUUGUCAAUCAUCCGGUCAAAUAUUCGAGAGCUGAGCCGCGGAUCAGGAGUCCACCGCCACUGUUAGGACAGCAUACAGAUGAGGUUCUAAGGGACAUGUUGGGCUAUGGAGAAGGCGAGAUCAAGGAGUUGAGAGAGAAGAAGGUUGUUGCGUAG